CAGCUAGCUACAUACUCAUCACCUUUUAAUCUCUAAUCACAUUUUCCCUAGCUUGCUUUAUUAAGCCUCAUAGAGGAACAGCCCAAAAUCUGGGCUUUUGAUAGAUGCAACAUGACAGACAUUAUCAAGAUAGAUGAUUUUUCUCAGUUCACAAGGUCUGUUACGCUGUCAAAGAUAGUCUGAUGUGACUUUUCUUGACUGAACUAUCACUCAUCAAUUCAGUGUUCUAGAUUCUUAUGAAUGGUUCACUUACACAAUUAUCAGGGAAACAGCAUAACUUAAGCAAAUAGGUAAAUAACAAGGUCCUCUCCCCACCCCCACAGAUAACUAACAAUCUCUACAUUUGUUUGCUCCCCAGUCUUUCUAAAACAACAUUAUGAAACAUCCUCUGCAGCCUCCCAAAAAAUAACUAACAGCUCCAAAACUCACAAUGAAGAUCUCACUAGCUGUAUAAGAAGUUCCAAAGUAUACUAUUUAUAAUGAAGUAAUUUUCAGAGUAUUCUACUUCAGCAGGAUGCAAAUUAUUCUUCACUCAAGUUGAGUAAUGGAGUGAUGUACAUACAUAUCAACUGCCACUACUUGGUUUGAACUAAUGAAUGUAGCCAACACACUGUUGAUGCUUAACUACACAGAGUAGUUCUAUGUAGCAAAACAAAAACUUCAUAGCAACUAAUAGUUUUUAGAGCUGCAACUGGUAAGUUAGCUGAAGUAAUAGCACAGUAGAAUAAAAUAGCAGGAAGAUUCUAAGAUCUUGCCAUCUUCAUGGUUUCUGGAAAGGAAAAGCUGUGUCUUACUGAUCUCUGCACCAUGCAAUAGGCAGUGAUAAAGUUCUCUGAGUGUCUGUUAGAAACCUAAAUAAAUAAUUAUGCAGGGAGGAGGAAAAACAAUCAAAGAUCAAAAACUGACUGCUAAUCACUCUUCAUGAUUACAAAAGAUCAGAAACAGAUACCCUCUGGUUCAGGCUGUUCUAUGACUCACUUGCCAUUUUUGUAAAAUAUGACAUAUAAAUGAUUACAAUUAUCCUCUGAAUAUAAAGGAACACAGUGGGAAGGUUGAGUUAAAUUUUGGUAAACAGAAACUCCAAAAAUAAAACAUUUUUUUCCUCCGUCAAAGGUGUAUAAUCACAUAGAAUACAGUGGAAUUCCUAAUAAAAAGAAAAAAAGGAAUAGAAUGAAUAAAAAUACAGAUAAGGGUUAUUUGGACUGACUAAUCACAAGAAGAAAUCUCAUGUAACACAUUAAAAAAAGAGGAUUAUUAUCAUAUGAAUGUGACGUAAUCAAAUACAUCAGAUGAUAGAGUUAUGUCAGCCAGCUGAACUGCUGUGCCCUACUGAGGCAUGCACCUAAAGCUCUUAGGUAAAGCAUUUUUGACUGAAUUCCAAAAUUUUAUAAAUCAGAAUUAGAGCUAAACAGUAGGCCAAAAUUAGUAGAAUUUUCUCUUUUGUUGUUGUUGUUGUUGUUAAAAACUUGGCCACUUCAAUUAUUCCAUCUGUGUGUGAAACACUCGCUCUCUGGAUGCUGCUAGAAGAUUGAAUAUAAAUGCGUUUUGUUAUGGAUGAACUAUAGCAAGUGCCCAGGUUCUUCAUUCACUUAGCAGAUCGUGUGUGAUUUUCAAAAAUAAUUUAUAAGCAAAUGCCUCCAGGGGGAACAGAACUUCAAUUCUGAAGCAAGGAUCUUCUGGUAGUUUUACUACAAAUUACUCCCAAAAUCAGAGUAAAGAUUUCUUAAAUGCUCAAUAUUACUUGUUUAAUGAAAAAACAAAAACAAUCACAUAAAUAGGAAGUGAUUUCCUCUGAAAUUCAGGAAGAGGUAAAGGUGAAGCUCAGAUAAGAUGCUUUCUGCUUCCACACCACUACUAGAGAUACUGGUUCUGCAAAAACAAAUCAAGUCUCACAAAUAUUUUUGAAAUUCUUUUAAAUGAUAAUCUCAAGAUCCUUUGUGUGAACUCAUCUACUGUAUGAUGUGUAUAGGUAUUCAGUAACCGAGUGAAACUGUUUAUCAAUCCAAGUGAUUCAAUUCUUAUUUCAGAUAUUAGUAAAAAACCUAAUACUUUGAAUCAGUUGUUUUUCAGAGCAGAAUCACAACAAAAAUCUAUUCAUGCUUUUCCAUCUUUGGUUUUCUUCUUCCAAACUCCGUAUGUAUAUUGGAUUAUUCCUCUCAUACUGAUCAUCCAACCUUAUCUAGAUUUUGUACAUUAUUUUUCUUAUUCUGCUCCUUCUUCCAGCAACUUAAAGGAACAUGGAUAGCUUGGUUUUCCUAAUUAGUAGGUAUUAUUCUCUGAAUGAAAUAACCUUGUACUAGCAAUACCUCAAAAGGUAUCUGCCUUUUUUCAUUUGGGUGUCGGCUUAAAGCAUAGACAAUAUUUUCUCUAUGAGAAAUAUAGAAAGAAUACUGAAAAAAAAAAGUUAUUUAUCAAGUACACUCAGUUCAGACUGGGAUUUUUAAUGCCUUGCAGAAUAUAAUAAGGAAUGAGACUUAACUAAUUUCCUUUCAGCUGACCUUCCUACAGAAAGACGUUUAUACUCCUUCUUAUCGUGCUAAAACAUGCAUGUGAUAAAUAAAAGGAACACUUUUUGAAAUCAGAGCAUUAACAAAUCAGCCAAUUAAUGCAAUCCCACAAAUAGUAACUCAAUGUGUAAACUGUAAGAAUAGUGAAAAAAUAAACAUAUAAACACUCACCUGACAUAAUCCACAAACCACUAUCACAUUCAACAAGCCAUAAUUAUGAACCACUUCAAUACAUACCAUGAAAUAGACUGCAAAAUAGAUUAAUACUAAGCCCAGAAUGCUUCUACUGUAAGAAUUUGUAAAUGUACAUCAAUUGUACACUCUGCUAAUAUGUUAUCUGACCAAUACAGUACUACUUUUUGUUAGGUCUUUACAUGUAAUUAUUAUCAGUGGUGCUGUAUCAAAUUCAUAAGCAGUGAAACAAAUUUUGAAAGCACAGAGGCAACACCAAAGGAAUAUACUUGGGCAAUGGUUAUGUAAAUACACUCAUUUCUAAAUUCCAUUCAAUAUAAACAUUUCACCUCAAAUGGGCAAAAUGUACUGUUCAGUGAUAGAACAGUAAAAAGAACUCACAAUACAGGCAGACUACCAGCACAUAUUUAAAAAGCAAACAAACAAACAUUAUUAUACCUGUUGUCAUGGUAUCUGUGGGGAUGAUGCUGCAAAACAUCUUGCAGGAAACGCUCCAUCAAGCUGCUGGUACCCAUGCGAUUCCUGCAGUAAGUGGUAAAAUGUCUGUGCUGGGAGCUGAAAAUAUGCUGAAGAAAGACAAAACAUAUAACUACUUUAAUAUUACUGUUAACACGCUGUUCUCAAGUAAAGAAUCACUUCCCAGGUAAAACAUUACUGUCACAAUGAAAAUCUUUCAACUAGAAGAAAAAUCUUCAGCUUUUUCUACUUUAAGGCUGGAAUUCAAGGAGAUUUUUAAAUAUGCAUAGAGAGACACAAAUACUACUGAAAUGUGUUGAAAUCCCUUCUGAAGUGAACCUAAAUCAACCACUCUGCUGCUCACAGAUCCCUCGUGACUGGAACAAAUACUGUUAAUAAAUUUAUACAUGAUAAUUAAGAAUAUUUUUGAACUUCAUUUGAGCAAACACCUCAUAAUUUACUCAAACUAAGGAGAAUUUUCAUAAGCACAGCAGAUUAAAUAGGUUUCUACUCCCUAGUUAAAAAAGUCUAGAACACAACAGACCAGAACAGAAUUAAGAACAGAUAAGUUAGUAGUUGAUCAAAAGUGCUCAGCUUUGAUAUCUAACAUAUUAACUCUAAUAUUUAAUGGUAUAUCUAGUUCUCAAGGUUAAAGCUACAGAAAUAAACCUAAUGAGUGUAAAGUAUAGCAGGGUGACACUUCAGAAAAGCAGACUGCAGUAAGCACACCAUACUACCACCUUCUUUAUAACAGGUAACAGGUAAGAAGGAUUUCCUCUCCUUUAUAUGCACAAAGAAGUAGUAGAACUCAUAAAUUGAUUUAUUUCCAUUCAGAGUCAGUCGUUCAGUGCAGAAAAUGAUGCCCUCUAAGUUGACAAAGCCUAUUGGUACUUCUUGCUAUCUGCUGCCAAAUUAUGCAGUAACCUUCUUACCUGUUCCAGAUUACUGUAGUGUACGUGACAGCAGUUGCAGUAUCCUUGUCUGUUUUGCAUGGUGGAUAAUCCAGGCCGAGGAUGUUCUUGCCUUCUUGAAUGUAAACUGAAAGAAGCAGGUAAUAUUACCAAGACAUUUCAUUAAGAAAAUGAGAAAUGUUGGUUUGGUAAUUACAUUCUUAACAUAGAAACUCAGAAUACCCACCUUACAAUAGAGCUGGAGCAAACUUGCAAAAUUAACAUUUCUAUUUCCAAAUUACAAUGGCAAGUAGGAAUACAUAGUUUAAGCUAUUCCUAAGAAAACUUUUUCUUAAGUGCAGAACAACGGAUAACAGGUUGAAGGCACAACUAGCACAGAUCCUAGUUGGAGUUAGCUAUAGUCUAAAGAGAUCUAUCUGUCCGGAAAAAGAUAGUCAUUCUUUUAUUAUUCUACUUUUAGCCUUCUGAAAUUAAAAACAAAUGAACUGAAAACUAAGAAAUUCUGACACACAUACAAUCAGUUAUGGGUGCUAUGGUCCCUUCCCCCACAGUUUAUAUUAUGUGUAAAGAUAAAAGAUCUCCAUCAUGCACUUAUCUACAUUGCAUCACUAUCAACCAUUACACAAGAUGACAUAUAAGGUUGAAAAACAGAUUAUUCUUUGUGUAAGCAGUAAAACAGAUGUCAGUUAGGUUAUCACCUUACUUACCUGCUAUUGCUGUCCUGUUGUAGCGAGCCUUCAACACCGUGUCUUUCCAUUCCUAUUAUGAAAGGAAAAAAAAAGUUUUUACCCGCAGUUAGUUCUCUUACGUUGUACCUGUCAAAAAUAGUAUUUUAAAGGAAGUUUAAACAUUAGAAUAAACAUUUAGAGAGAUCAUUUCAUCCUCAAAGAUCCUCUAUGAGGUUCAUAAAAUAAGCUUCACCCUUUCAUGGUUGAAGUGUGCAGGUAUUUUUCAUAUUUGUCUAGGAUCAAGAUUAAGAAAUCUACAUUCAGAAGACUGUUCUAUCCAUAAUCAGAGAGCUAAAAUGCAGCAUGUCUUAAAGAGUUUACCAUAGGGAAAGAAAAUCAUGUUUGUACGGAAACCUGUGGAUAAUUUAGGAGUCACUUCUUCCAUCUAAGUUCCAUACUGAAAUUUAGGAAAUCAAAUGAUACAACUGAAACUACAAGGUGUUUCAAAAGGUACUUUACUGACGGUUAUUUACAUUAAAAAAAACCUGCAAUAAAAGCAUAUACUUGAAAUGUCUCACCUUGCACUGAAGAAGCAGAAGCUUCAUCAGAUGGUUUGAUUCUGUCAAACAUCUGUAAAUCAAAAAUGAAAUGAUUGAGAAUUAAAAUAAGCAAAAAAAUAAGCAAAUAAACCCAGACCCAUCUUCUAGUCCAUCCUUCAGUCCAAGCUGUUUGGUUGGGCUAUAUAGUUUCAACUGUAGACAAUGACUUGACUUAAAUUAAUCUGCACUGCAAAAAACAACUCCUGCUUUACUAGGUUACCCCAAUAUUACAUUUAAUAACGCAUGUUUCCUUUGACAGCAAUGGGAAAAUUUCUGGUCUAAUUAAUGAAACUAAGUGCUGUAUUUAUGAAUACAACUUAGACUAUGUUAGCAACUCCUUAUCAAGUCCUUAUUAAGGCAACAACCUUAUCAAAUUCAUUUAAUUGCUUAAUUUCUUAAGUUAUCUUUGCAGCGAACAUGGAAAAUGUACUCUAAUAAAAACUACACUAGACCAAAUAAAAUAAUCUCCCACACUGGGAAAGAAAUACUUAUUGUUCAGAAGACCAGCAAACCAGUGUUGAAACCCGUAAUUUUUAACCGAAAUAUAACUGCAGUAACAUGAUUUAGGGUGCCCAAACAUAAACAACUUCUAACACAAUCCUUUUACAUUACAGAAUACAAAAAAUAAAGUCAAACUUUCUAGCACAAACCUUAGCGUCGCCAGCCUUCCGCCACCAAAGAUGAUUCCAGGCUAGCAAACAACGAAUGUCAAACAGGAGGCCACUUGCAGUGCAGGACACUUGUCUCUUCUCAUCCCAUCUGUCAAAAAAUUCAUUUGAAGUGCCUUUUAAAACAGAGCUAAUAACAUGUUUUCCUUGCCCUUAGGCAUGUAACAUUUUCUGUAACUGUUCGCAAACAGGUCAGACAAUAAGAUGAAUAAACCUCUUUUUGAUGGCUGCAGUAGAUCCAUGUUUUCAUCACAGCAGUAGUGUUUCCUCCUAAAUGUUAACUGUUCCUACCAGAAUAACUUUGUUCCUUCUUUCUUCCACGUACUCUCUACAUAUUAAAUUCUACUGAUGCUGCUAUUCAGGAAAUGAAAUAUGCCUCUACAGUAAUAGAAGGAAAAAAAUACAACCAAACCUCUAUAUUAACCAAACUGAAUUUUCUUCAUGAACCUACUCAGAAAAAAACAUUUUCUUUUAUUUAUGCAAACUCACCAGACACUGCAUUUUAUGAACUCACCAUUACACACUCAAUGAAGUAUUACAAUUUCCUUACUACAGACACGGAAAGAGAGAACUGCCUGAAGAACUUCCAUAAUCCCUGUCACUAGCGUCGUCCCAGUCUUAAAACUCAGGACUUACAAACAGGAACGUGGGAUCCUCACGCAGCAUCAGCAGGGGCACCACAAACAGAUAUGCUGCCUCAGAACUGGAUGACAGCACCAUAACUUAAAGGGUCUCAUUUCAAAUCAGAAAUGCCAGACAGCAGCAACUGGGGCAUGCGCGUGGGUAACCACUACCGUGGUUCAUCACUUCUUUUAUUUCAAGGAGUAAUCUCAGUGGCUGUGCUGCACCGGGGCUUUACUCGCACACAUUAAGCUGAGUCACAAGCGUUGUAACUUAGAACUGCAGGACUACUAAAAGAACGGAGAUACUCCAGUCUACACAUCUCCUCAGCAAGUCCCUACUGGUCAGGAGAUUGAACGGACCAGAUUUCCUCACAGAGGAGGGGCACACAACGUAAGGUCUGUACACGCACGUGCUGCCACUAACAGGCAAAUGUCUGAGGAGAACCUGCAGGGAUACUUCAGCAGCUGACAGAAGGGGAGAAACAAGCGGCCUCAGCUCAGCGUUCUGUGAGAAGAUCACUGUGCAGGACGAAGUAAGAAGCUGAUCUGAAGCUAUACAGCCCUUGUCUACCUGAGGUCAGGCACAAAGCACGGCGCAGUAGCGGCUGCCAAGACCAGGCGCGCCCGGCUGCGCUCUCACUUUAUCAGCUCUGAAAAUCCACACAGGAUUUCUCAGAUUUGCAGGCUUGGCAUGGACAGUUCCAGCUUUGUUAGGAUUCCUCUGACUGUAAAUAUCUUAAGCUGCUCGAUUAAAUAGUAAAUCGCAUCUGCGUUAGCAUUAGUUUAGACAUUCUACCACUAGGAAAAACGAAAAACAAGAGCACCGAAGAAACUCGAGUGCCACUCUCCUAUUGCAACAGGUCAACCAGAAGAGAGCAAAAACGACAGCCCUCGGGGCGGGGCCGCGGGCAGCUCUGAAGGCCGGACAGGGCCGCGGUGCUCCGAGGGCUCCCCCAGGCACGGCCGAGCCCUGCCCGCCGCAAUGUCGGGCUGCGGGGCGAGGCGGCGGCUGAGGAGGGGCUGCCGGCGCCAUGCCCGUGAGCGCGCGCGCGCAGGUCCGCCGGGCAGCGCGCGGACCCCGCCCCUCUCCGCGCGCGCUCGUUCGCCCCGGCGGCCUCCACGGCCCCUCCCGCCGCCUGCCCCCCGCCCCGCAGCGCGCCUUCCCGCCGCUGCCGCGCGCCGCCCGACUCGCUCCCCGGCGCCGCCUCACCUCCGUCCCUUCUCAAAAGCAUCUGUGCAACAUGACAUUUGAAGAUUUUGAGAACUACUCUUAUUUCUAUGACCUGCCUGAGGAAGAAGAAUCACCCCAGUCCACCCUCAGCAUUGCCCAUAUGAUUUCCCUUUCAUUUUACAGUGUGGCAUUUCUUCUGGGAGUCCCAGGUAAUGCCAUUGUCAUCUGGUUUAUGGGCUUCAAGUGGGAUAAAUCUGUAUCUACACUCUGGUUCCUCAAUCUGGCCAUUGCAGAUUUCAUUUUUGUUCUCUUUCUGCCCCUUUAUAUCACAUACGUGGCAAUGGGCUUCCACUGGCCUUUUGGGAAGUGGCUCUGUAAAAUGAACUCGUUCAUUGCUCUACUGAAUAUGUUUGCCAGUGUUUUCUUCCUGACAUUCAUCAGCCUUGACCGCUACAUCCGCCUUGUGCAUCCAGUUUUUUCCUACAAGUACCGGACUAUAAAGAACACCCUCAUUCUUAGUGUGAUCAUUUGGAUGUCAGCUGCAGUUAUUGGUGGCCCUGCCUUAUACUUUAGAGACACAGCUACUGCUCUCAACAAUGUCACCAUUUGCUACAACAACUUCCAUGUGCACGACAGAGAACUCAUUUUGCUGAGGCAUCACAUUCUGAUUUGGGUGAGGCUUGCAUUUGGUUACCUCUUUCCUCUGCUGACCAUGGUUAUUUGCUACUCAUUGCUGAUUGUUAAAGUGAAGAGGAGAACCGUGUUGACUUCUAGCAGGCUCUUCUGGACCAUCGUUGCUGUAGUUGUAGCUUUUUUUCUUUGCUGGACACCAUAUCACAUAUUCAGCAUUGUGGAGCUCUCUGCUCACCAUGAUGAAAAUUUGCACGACUUACUACAGGAUGGCAUUCCCCUCUCCACAGGCCUUGCUUUCAUCAACAGUUGUCUCAAUCCAAUCCUCUACGUUCUCAUUAGCAAGAAGUUUCAGGCUCAGGUCAAGACAACAGUCUCUGAGGUGCUAAAAUUGGCACUGUGGGAAGUGAGCCGCUCAGGAACCGUCAGUGAGCAGCUGUGGAGCUCAGAGAACACUCAUGCGCCUGUGCACCAUUGUGAAACUGCCCAGUGACUGUUCAUCACCAUCCAUCUACAAAAUAGCUGACAGAUUCGGAGGUGUUGUUGACUUCACAUCUGCUGAUGAGAUGUGCAUCUUUGCAUAUGCAGUUUUAUAUUAACAGCUGGCUUUACUGUGCUUGCUACUUUCCUUUAAAUGUUUUUAAAGGAUACAUCAUUUGGGUGUGGUGCGGUUGCAGCAUGGACAGCCCGGAUACAAAUUUGUCUGGAUUUUCUAUCAGGAAUAUGAUUGUAAUCCUGUUGUUGACAAUACUUCACCGAUCUCAAAAGAGCACAUAACAUUCCUCUGAUCGCCACUGAUAACGCUUUUGAUCUAGGCAUCCUCAUAUGAGAGCUCAUGGUCAGACAUCAGUGGUUUGUGUCACAAGUAUUUCACUAUUGUUUAAAGUAGGAGUCACCUAGCUGUAUCCCAGCCAAAGGAAGCUGUCACUAGCUUUACUCUGCAAUCAGAGAAGUAACUCAGUACAGAGAAUACUAAAUUGCUGCCUUUUUUUUUUUUCUAAAGAAGCAUGGAAAUAAAAUGUUUUCUCCCAUUGCUUAUACUGAGCUAAGCCAGGGGGCUGUGGUUUCUUGUCACUUACUUUUGUGUUUUAAUGCCAUUUCGUUGUAAAAUACUAAGCAGGUGUUUCAGAAAGUAUUUUGGCUCAUUUGAAAUAUGCAAAGAAUUUGUGGAAAUGUUUCCUACUGAAUCUGAGACUUAAGGCCCUUGUCACAUGUUCUUUUUCUGUGUCUAAACUUCCAGGUUUUAGAGACUUCACAGUUAUUAGCUGUUUUCUGCUGGUCUUGCAAGCAAAGGUUGAGAUGCAGUAAAAGGUUUUGACUUAAUGUCUAAAAAGGAGUACAGUGAAUUCAACAGUAUUCUUUUCCAAGCAUGUAGCCAAAUUCAGACUUCUCUACCAAGUUGCAGUCAAGAUCGUAUGUCCAAGAUACAAAGUUCACUUGCAUAAGAAAGAGGCAGUAGACCCAGUCGUCCUAGUUUCUGCUCCAACUUUUUGCCUGCUGUAGAAUCACACCUACACCAAUGCAAAUACACACACUAAGUGGAGCGGACCAACUUCUGAGGCAGUACCACUUAACUGAGAAGUUGUAUGCGAGAUAAAACUCUGCUAAGAAUAAAAGCAUAAAGCUUUAGGUGAAUUUGAACUAGCUUUUUAUUGUUACCGGCCUACGUAUCUAGAGUAAAACUGGCUUUCAGAUAAUCUACAUGCUAACACAUACGUUGCGUUUAUACUGUAAAUGAGGCCUUAUAUGUAAAAGUAUGGAUCUGUAUGCAUGCAUAAGCACAUCCAGUACUGAUAGCUGCAUAAGUAGCAACUGUCUGAUUGUGGGCUGUAGCUGUUUCUUCAGGCUCUGGUCUCAGAGUUUGAGUGAGGCAGAACCUAUGGAAUUUCAGUGUAUUUAACUUUGGGCUGGAAAGUUGGUAAGCAGCAUUCUUUCCUUUGAGUCAUUCACUGCCUGGUACAUAGUGACUCACCCUAAUAUUUUGGCACUAUGCGGCUGCGUGUGCCUAAAUCAACUGUUUGUAGUUUUUCUUCACAUAUUCCUUGACAUCUUUCUAAGAAUGAUGUGUUUUAGUACUCCUUUCCUGACUGUACUCCGAGUGGAGUAAUAAAGUUCUGUUGGCUCUGAAGAACGUGUUUCAUUUGCUUUUCUCAGCAGCAAGUGCGUGGUGACUGUUCACAGCACAGCACCCUCCUGACACUUUGGGAAGAUGAAAGAAAACCCUGACCUUUUACGUUACAGGAAUUAAAGUUUAUUCAGUUUUCUUCAUGCACAUUAAGUAUAUGAGGACAAAUAUAUGCAGUAAAGAGCUUGAUUUUCAAACAAGAGAAUUUUACAUUUAGUUUGCCCUGUGUACAUGAUCAGAAAAUGUUUUACAAUGCUUUGCUUGGAGCAGCUCUCUGGACUAAAAAGAAAACCCAUAUUGCCAAUAUCUAACCACUGCCUUAACCAAAAGCCUCCCCCAGAAUAGUAUAGAAUCCGGCCAACAUCAGUCCUGGUCUGUGGAAAAAAAAAUGGACUAACAACUUUGCAAGGUAAUGCUACCUCCUUCAUACCAAGAUCAGCUAUGUGAUUGCCUCCAACUCAUUUCUGCAAGAGUAACGGCAGAUACCUCAUCAAAACAGACAGCAUUCCCAGUUUCUGUUUCCAAAGAAUAACCAAAAGAAAACAAUUACUCUCCUACACUGCUUGGACAGAACGCCCACUCCAAGCUCUACAGUGAAAACAAAAGCCAGAGGAAGGGAAUCUCUCUCUGAUUUUGCUAUGAGAUACUCCAGAG
This is a messenger RNA of Gallus gallus (chicken), 11204 nucleotides long. It is a transcript of the gene GPR1, whose product is annotated as G protein-coupled receptor 1. Bases 7656 to 8918 code for a protein of 420 amino acids. The transcript is spliced from 2 exons. Gene Ontology annotation, biological process: phospholipase C-activating G protein-coupled receptor signaling pathway; inflammatory response; positive regulation of cytosolic calcium ion concentration. Lineage: Eukaryota; Metazoa; Chordata; Aves; Galliformes; Phasianidae. Gene Ontology annotation, cellular component: plasma membrane. Gene Ontology annotation, molecular function: complement receptor activity; G protein-coupled receptor activity. The record is from RefSeq and is a predicted model, not a curated record.